This is a messenger RNA of Fragaria vesca subsp. vesca, 1393 nucleotides long. RefSeq lists its product as uncharacterized. Lineage: Eukaryota; Viridiplantae; Streptophyta; Magnoliopsida; Rosales; Rosaceae. The record is from RefSeq and is a predicted model, not a curated record. Gene Ontology annotation, molecular function: DNA binding; DNA-binding transcription factor activity. The transcript has 4 exons. Gene Ontology annotation, biological process: positive regulation of DNA-templated transcription. Gene Ontology annotation, cellular component: nucleus. The coding region runs from base 212 to 1108 and encodes 298 amino acids.
AAUAAAAUAUCACACACUGUUUCUAAGUGGGAGUUCCUCAUAAGCCAUUGCAGCAGUGGCAGAAUCUUCAGAGCUCAGUACUGUUCCUCUGCAGAAAUCUCUUCUCUUUCCUCCGUAACCACCCACAAGUUCAGAACACAGAGAUCUCUUCUCCACUUAAACAAGUUGUACAUCAAAAUCAACAACAUUCUUCAUCCCAUAUGAUCAAACCAUGUUGGGUCUGAGAGAUAUACUCCUGAUUGCUCCAAACGCUUCUUCUAUGCACCAACAAACCCAACCCAUUUCCUCUGACCACCUUCCUUCCUCCACAGCUCUUGGGGUUGGCCUCGGCAUCUUCCCUCUCCUCACUGCCACCCCAUGCGGGCCAAGCGCUCCCACCGCAGAGGGCAAUCCCGACAAUUCACGUUUCUGGAGCCUGAGGACGUACCCGGAGCUGAACUCUUCCAAGCAAGACAUGCUCAGUUUUGGGAACCACGCCGAAAGUCAACAGGUGGUGAAGUCCGAUGACAGAAAUUUGAACGGAGACGGCGGUGGCGGUGGCGAAGAGAGUGGCUUGAGGGCUUGCAAGGACUGUGGGAACAGAGCAAAGAAAGGUUGUGAGUACACGAGGUGCAGGACUUGUUGCAGAGGCAGGGGAUAUGACUGCUCCACUCACGUGAGGAGCACGUGGGUUCCGGCAGCUAGGCGGCGGGAAAGGCAGAUGGGGGUGACUGUUGCCGUUACCGGUGAUGUUGCCAGUGGUGGUGGCGGUGAAGGUUCUUCUGGGUCUUCUUCGGUUGCCAAAAGACCAAGAUUUAUGAUGUCAUCAAAGAAUGCAAACGCAAAUCUCAGACAGUCAUUACCAGAUCAAGUUCGGGCACCAGCUGUUUUUAAGUGCCAUAGAGUCACUGCCAUUAGCAAUGGUGAAGCUGAGAUUGCUUACCAGGCUACUGUGAAAAUCAGUGGUCAUGUGUUCAAGGGGUUGCUCUAUGAUCGUGGGAUUGAUAAGAAAAAUGAAUACCCAUGUAUUUCACAUUUGCAUUUGGGAAGCGGUAGUAACCAAAGGAAUGGAGACUCUUCAUCUCCACCUGCGCCUCCUUCCAAUGUCUGUAUGGCGUCCACUAGCUGAAGAUUGUUUAGAGAUAGCCAGAUACUAAAUACGAUUAUACUUAUUCAUGCUUGAAAUCCUCAAGAACUAAAUCAUGGAGUCUGCUAUAGUAUGCAGAUCUGGAUGAGCACCUAGAGGCCUGGUUUGGAGCUCUUAACAUAUUGUUGGUUCUGUUAUCUUUUUAUGUAACUGAACACCAUCUUGAAUUAAUUAUCAAACUAGGAUAUGAGUCAGAAUAGAUGUAAGAAUGUGAAUAUGUAGCCAUCUAUGAAAAUAUAUUCUUCCCUCAAUCUGUCCAACUCUUAC